Dalotia coriaria is the source of this 2224-nucleotide messenger RNA. RefSeq names its product kelch-like protein 9. Gene Ontology annotation, molecular function: protein binding. Lineage: Eukaryota; Metazoa; Arthropoda; Insecta; Coleoptera; Staphylinidae. The transcript has 3 exons. The record is from RefSeq and is a predicted model, not a curated record. The coding region runs from base 386 to 2146 and encodes 586 amino acids.
UGUUACCUGUUACCUUCUAUUACGGUUCGUGCCAGUUGCCUCUCGGUCGCAGUGUGCUACUAAGAUCAGCGUCUUUCGCUCGCAACGAAACCAGCUUCAUUUCGUAAUCAAAACUCGUGUCCGACUACUGAGUAGUAUAGAUAGUAUCCAAUCAAGCGGGCGAUUGGUUGGCAUUUGAGAAGUUUCUUUGUUUCUCGGAUCAAGUACGUAAUUGAUUGCAGCGAAUGCAAGAGGCGCAUGAAAAGUUCGCCAUUUGCAGUGAGAAAUGUGUCAAUCUGUCAACACCAACGCGGAAGUUGAGUGUGAAAUGUUUAGUUAAACUGGAAUAGUUUAAAUACACCACGAUUAAUAAUCAAAAGGAAAUUAUAUGUAAUUUGCAAUAAAAAUGGAUCUCGUAGAACAACACCAUAAAACACUCCUUGACUGUCUUCUUAGGUUCCAAAAAGACGGCACAUUCACCGACGUCACGCUGAUAAUCAACGGUGACGAAUACAAUGCCCAUCGCACAAUCCUCGCCUGCCACUCACAAUAUUUCCACGCCAUGUUCCACUCGGACAUGCUCGAAUCCGCAUCACCAGUUGUGAAAAUCUCUGGUGUACGCUCACAAGGAUUCGAUCUUUUACUCCAUUAUAUGUACACUGGAUGUAUUGCUAUCAACGAAGACAAUAUCAUUGAUGUUAUCGCCACUGCCAACUACCUACAAGUAGAGCCAGUAUUACGAAAAUGUGUAGAGUAUCUGGAAUCAACAAUCAACAUGGAUAAUAUAUUCGAAGUCAUGGAUAUUGCCUAUAAAUAUCACUUGGAAUCAUUACGAACAAAAGUGUUCGAUUUGGUUAGCAGACAAUUCAUAUGCAGAGAAGAUGUUGUGCAAAAUUUGAAUGUGGAGCUGAUUCAGUUUGCUGUUAGCCAAGAUGUGCCUAUUGCAGGCAGGGAGGUUGAUGUUUUAAGGGUUGUUUUGGGCUGGUUUCUCACAGGAACAAAAAAUGAGAUUAAACAAAAAGAAAUCUCUGCAAAAUCAAUUCUACAACACAUCCACUUUGAAGAGAUAUCUUAUAAAUCAUUCGAAAGUUUACUACUUGAAUAUUUCCCAACUCCAAGCACAAAUAAUGAAACUCUGAAAGAUACACUCUUCGCAAUGUAUAAAUCAGCUCAAAAACUAACAUCAACCCCAAUUUUAUCCGAAGAUUCACGUUCUAAUCGUGGAAUGAAACCUGCCAUUAUCCGAGUUGGAGGAUUCACCGCCCGUGGAUUAACCAAUGGUGUUAGUUGUUCUUUUAUUGACGAGCGACACUGGCGUCCUUUGACGACAAUUCCCAGCGUGGCACAGUGUAACUAUGGUACUACAGUUCUACACAAUCGGUUGUAUAUUGUCGGCGGAUGUUUCAAUCAACUGAUGCUUGAAGUAGUCCAUCCGAGUAGUUACCGCUAUGAUCCAUGGUCAAACACUUGGGAACGUAUUGCAACCAUCAACGUUGAUAGAUGUCGGUUUACUCUCACUGCGAUGAAUGAUAAACUGUACGCUGUAGGUGGUGCGACUUUAGACGAUUCCGUGACCAGAACGGCUGAAUGUUAUGAUGUGAAGCGCGAUAAAUGGAAGUUUAUCGAAUCGCUACCCGAAUGUCGCCAGCAACAUGCUGCAGUAGCGCUAGAAUAUGAGGGUAAUAAUUUAUUGUUUGUUUCCGGGGGAUUGUUGAAUGAUACUGUGAUAGCGUCCAUGUUUAUGUAUAAUGAAAAGACCGGCACGUGGACGAGUUGUGCGCCAUUGCUAGCGCCAAGGACUGAUCAUGUUAUGUUUACGUAUAAAAAUGAGAUUUAUGUUUGUGGUGGAUGGUAUACUGAACCGGGGGUUUCGAUUUGGAGCAGAUGGUUGCGCACACAAGUGCCGACGAUUGAUGUUUAUAAUAUGCAGACAAAUACUUGGCGGCAUGUUACGACGGUGCCAAGACCAAGAUAUCAUGAGGAUGUGGUGCUACAUGGAUCAAAAUUGUAUAUGAUUGGUGGUUUUCAUAGGUGGAAUGUUUUCAACAAGCACACUGAGGUGGAAUGUUAUGAUUUUGAGACGGAUACGUGGACAAAAGAUGUGAAAAAUGAGCAGGACUUUUGGGAACAUGCUAUUGUCCUCAUGUCCAUUCCUAAAUAUAGUUAGUAAUAGUUUUAUUCCCUUUUAAAGUGAUUUUAAAAAAUUAUUUUGAUAAUAAAACAAAACCGUUGCCAGUAUUAUAAA